Molecule: messenger RNA, 1338 nt
Organism: Trichoderma gamsii
Lineage: Eukaryota; Fungi; Ascomycota; Sordariomycetes; Hypocreales; Hypocreaceae
Exons: 1
Coding region: 1-1338 (445 amino acids)
Biological process (GO): maturation of SSU-rRNA from tricistronic rRNA transcript (SSU-rRNA, 5.8S rRNA, LSU-rRNA)
Cellular component (GO): nucleolus; small-subunit processome
Molecular function (GO): protein binding
Source: RefSeq, a predicted model, not a curated record
AUGAAGAUCAAAGCCAUCAGCCGAUCCGUAUCGGCCCAGCAGCCCCCUGGCACCGACACCGUCAAGCAGCCCCGGAACCUUGACUCGGCCAUCCACCCCUUUGAGCGCGCCCGCGAGUACAAGCGCGCCCUCAACGCCGUCAAGCUCGAGCGCAUGCACGCCGCGCCCUUCAUCGGCCAGCUGGGCCGCGGCCACGUCGACGGCGUCUACUCCAUCGCAAAGGACCCCAACGCGCUCGAGCGCUUCUCCAGCGGCAGCGGCGACGGCGUCGUCAAGGUCUGGGACUUGACCAGCCGAGAGGAAAUAUGGCAUGCGACGGCGCACGAAAAUAUCGUCAAGGGCCUCGAGUGGACGCGCGACCAGAAGCUUCUGACCUGCGCCGCGGACCGCUCCAUCAAGCUCUUCGACCCGUACAACCUGCCCAGCGAGUCCGCGCCCAUCUCAUCGUGGCUCGGAGCCGGCGCUUUCACGAGCUUAUCCCACCACCGCUCGCGCAAUGCCUUUGCCGCCGCGUCGAGCGUAAUCUCCAUCUACGACCUCGAGCGCCACACCGCCGCGCCCGAAGUCCUGCACUGGCCGACCUCCACCGACACAAUCACAAACGUCGCCUUCAACCACGUCGAGACGUCCGUCCUGGCCUCGUGCUCCAACGACCGCUCCAUCGUCAUCUACGACCUGCGCACCGCCACGCCCGUCGCCAAGUCCGUCCUCACCUUUGCCUGCAACCGCAUCGCCUGGUCGCCCAUGGAGGCCUUCAACUUCGCCGCCGCCUCCGAGGACCACAACGUCUACCUCUUCGACAUGCGCAAGAUUGACCGCGCGCGCAACGUGCUCAAGGGCCACGUCGCCGCCGUCAUGGACGUCGAGUUCUCCCCCACCGGCGAGGAGCUCGUCACCGCCUCCUGGGACCGCACCGUGCGCCUGUGGGAGCGCGACCGCGGCCACGCCCGCGACGUCUACCACACCAAGCGCAUGCAGCGCGUCAUGUCCGCCAAGUGGACGCCUGACGCUAAAUACGUCCUGUCCGGCUCCGACGACGGCAACGUGCGCAUCUGGCGCGCAAACGCCUCCCAGCGCCAGGGCAUCAAGUCGGCCCGCCACCGCCAGGCCCUCGAGUACAACGACGCCCUCGUCAAACGCUUCGGCCACAUGCCCGAGAUCAACCGCAUCAAGCGCCACCGCCACCUGCCAAAGGUCAUCAAGAAGGCCGGCGAGAUCAAAAACGAGGAGCUCAAGUCCAUCAAGCGAAGGGAGGAGAACGAGCGGAAGCACUCGAGCAAGCAGUUCCAAGCACGCAAGGGCGAGAGAGAAAAGAUGGUGCUGGCCCGAGAAAAGUGA